CGUUGCUAUAGAAACAAGGGACACGCUACCCGUGAGAAGAUAAAGGCAGUUUACAAAAAUCCACACAGUACGACAUUUAUCCUGAACAAACUCUUUGUCUACUUGAAGUUUGUUAACCUCAGGACAUAUGUUAUGCCUCUUCCGGAGAGAAUAUACUGCGCCCAGCAGAUCAACAUCCCGCCCGAGCUGCCUGACAUCCUCAAACAGUUCACUAAAGCUGCUAUUAGGACACAGCCGCCAGAUGUGCUGCAGUGGUCUGCUGCCUACUUCACAGCGCUAUCAGAAGGUGAACCUCUUCCAGUCAAAGACAGGCUGGAAAUAGCUGGAAAAACACAGAAGACAGACAAUGGGCUCAGUCCAGGUCUCCUCAAAGUCCUUCAUAAACAGCUUUCAUCCAAGAAGACUGUUGCUAUAGAAGAGUUGGAGCAGAAGUGGAAAAGCCUGUGUCUGCCAGCCGAACAGCUCGACACAUUGCUCUCGCUCGGGGACUUCAGCAUCGACGUCGACUGGAUGCAGUUCUUCGCUCUCGGGUGCAGUGCUUUGGGUGGAACGAUCCUCAGUGCUCUGAAAUUUGCGUGCGAAAUCCUGACCGAGGACCCGGAGGGUGGAGCAGCUCGAAUCCCCUUCGACACAUUCGUCAGCCUGUACACGUACCUAGCUGAGCUGGACGGAGACAUUCCUCAGGACGAGAUAGACAGCUUCCUGUCGAGCCUGCACGAGCCUGUGACACAGCGAGGUGGGAUGGUCCAGCCGACUGAUUUCGCUGACCUCAAUGUGUAGAGGUGCGAGAGAAAAACAGAGGACAGAUGGCUUUCAGAUUCACUCUUCACGCUGGGCUUUAAACGUUUUACAUAACCGCACUAAUGAUGCAGCAGGGUUCAAACAUUAACCCGAUAAAGGCUGGGCAGAUUUUUUUUUUGUGAUGUGGUGUAGUGGUUAGCACUGUCGCCUCACAGCAAGAAGGUUCUGGGUUCGAGCAGCCUUUAAGUUAAUAAGAUAAAAAUAAACACAGCUUGUGAUGUUACCAAGAAACCUCCUCUGUGCUGAAAAUGUCGGAAAAUUGUUACGUGACACUGGAGACUCCUUCUGUAAGUGUUAAAUAAACAUCUCCUUACUUUAAAAAAAAACAACUUCAACAUGUCAAAUAUUUAAAAAAUCGGUACCCUAUGGGUCCAUGUGGCUGCUGCUUAUAAAUAAAAUAGUUUUCUGAUCCCAUGUCCAUACGGUAAAUAUCGCAUAUAUACAUGUUAUCAAUGAUACUCGCCUCAUCUCUUACAAGCAUCACCAAGCCGUGAGCAGCAUCAGGGCUUGGAGUAUUGUGGUGACCGAUUUUGUCGACUGCGUUUUGUUCAAAAUCCAGCACUGUGAACUCGAUCUAUUUUCAAAAUAGUAAGAAAGAAAGCACUUGUUCAUGAAUUGUCUUCGAAGCAUUAUUUAGUACGAAUGAGCACGUUUUGUUUCACAAGUGUCGUGUAAAGACUCAAAAAAUAAAAUUUUAAAAAUUAAAGCGAAUAGCAGAAGUUUGAUAUCGGCUUCUCAAAAUAUAUCUGCCAAAAAGCUAAAUAAAAAAAAAAUUAUGAAACCUUUCAUUUGACCUUUCAGAAGGACCAAACAAAAGCUGUGAUAAUCAAAAGGUAACUUUUCUUAAAAUAAACAUCACUUGAUAUCGAAUCAGUAGCCUUGGCGAACCAUGAGGUGAAUUUUGUUUAUCUUUUUAUUUGCCGAUUAUCUUCCGAUACUACGAAGUUAUAACGAGGUUUCUCUGAUUUCGUUUCUGGUUCUGAUUGGUUCCGAAGUUUAUCAAGAAGUAGAACGGGUAAUCGAACUUGAUCAGGAUAAGUGCUGAUUGGUUACGAAGUUUCGCUAUUGUUACACUUAUAACACAAUAACAUCGUGGCUACUACCUCGUUUCACCUCUAUGAGGCAGUAGACACAAAAAUGUAUUAAUGUGGAGCGUCUGCCGUACGAGUCCCUGUGAAUGAGCUGUUAGUAUAGAAAUGAUAACAAAUUAGAACCAGUGCAUUCAUGCCUGUGAUCUGGAGCUACAUUACUGUCAGAGCUGCUGUUAUAGAAAAUUUAAUCAACACCUUCUCUUCUGACCAAUCAGGAUCCAGUGCUGUGAUGUAAUUGAAGUUACUCACUGCCUCUUGUCUAAGCCACAACAAAUGUACAUUUUUCAUAGCAAUUGUAGUAUGAACUGUGCAGUAAAUUAAUUUGUGAUGGUGUGUUUGGUUUAAAUUACAAAAUAUUAACGUUGAAUGGAUUCUAUAUUUAUUUAAAUAAAGAUUAUUACUGUUGAA
This is a messenger RNA of Neoarius graeffei (lesser salmon catfish), 2300 nucleotides long. It is a transcript of the gene ropn1l, whose product is annotated as rhophilin associated tail protein 1-like. The coding region runs from base 133 to 780 and encodes 215 amino acids. Lineage: Eukaryota; Metazoa; Chordata; Actinopteri; Siluriformes; Ariidae. The record is from RefSeq and is a predicted model, not a curated record. The transcript has 6 exons.